Molecule: messenger RNA, 324 nt
Organism: Budorcas taxicolor (takin)
Lineage: Eukaryota; Metazoa; Chordata; Mammalia; Artiodactyla; Bovidae
Gene: SERTM1
Product: serine rich and transmembrane domain containing 1
Exons: 1
Coding region: 1-324 (107 amino acids)
Cellular component (GO): intracellular membrane-bounded organelle
Source: RefSeq, a predicted model, not a curated record
AUGUCUGCACCUGACUCCCCCUCUGCAUUCUCGGGGAGUGUGGAGAACGGGACUUUCCUCCAGCUGUUUCCCACAUCCCUGUCCACAUCGGUGGACCCGUCCUCGGGCCACCUGUCAAAUGUCUACAUCUAUGUGUCCAUAUUCCUCAGCCUGUUAGCCUUCCUGCUCCUGCUUUUAAUCAUCGCCCUCCAGAGGCUCAAAAAUAUCAUCUCCUCCAGUUCCUCCUACCCGGAGUAUCCAAGCGACGCUGGGAGUUCUUUCACCAACUUGGAAGUCUGCAGUAUUUCCUCGCAAAGGUCCACUUUUUCGAACCUUUCCUCCUGA